Messenger RNA from Quercus robur (English oak), 2875 nucleotides. RefSeq names its product protein NTM1-like 9. The record is from RefSeq and is a predicted model, not a curated record. The transcript is spliced from 7 exons. Gene Ontology annotation, molecular function: DNA binding. Bases 132 to 1610 code for a protein of 492 amino acids. Gene Ontology annotation, biological process: regulation of DNA-templated transcription. Lineage: Eukaryota; Viridiplantae; Streptophyta; Magnoliopsida; Fagales; Fagaceae.
ACAAGAAGCCAAAGACCAACUACCUUCUUCCACUGCUCUUGAUUUUCUGUAACAUCUUUCUCUCUUAGGUAGUUUCUCAGUAAAGCUCUUUCUGGGUUUCUCAGUAAAACUUAUUCCUAGGUUUCUCAGUAAUGGAAAAGCUUAGUUUGGAUCAUUUGCCACGUGGGGUCAGAUUUAGUCCGAAGGACAAGGAGGUCAUCGAACUCUACCUGAAGAAGAAGAUCACAGGGAAUGAUAAAGACACUUGGUUUAUUCCCGAAAUUGAGUUCUAUAAAGAUGAGCCCUGGGAUUUACCAAUGAAAAGUGGAAUUGAUACGGAGGAUCAAGAGUGGUUCUUCUUCACUGAACAGAGCCUGAAGCAUCAGGAAGAUAAUCCAAAAAAGAGAAAAAGGGAUCAGAAACAAGAAAGGGUGAACAGGAAAACCAAGGCUGGGUUCUGGAAAUCAACUGGUACAGAUAGGGAAAUCAAGUCUGGAGAGAGCUUGAUUGGAAUGAAGAAGACUCUGGUCUUCCAUAUAGGGACUACUAAGGGAAAAGAGAAGGGAAUAGGGACUAAGUGGGUAAUGCAUGAGUACAGCACAACCCAGAAGGACUUUGAUGGAAAGCACCCCGGUCAGAAGGCCUUUGUCCUUUGUCGUUUAUUUGAUAAUCGAGAAAAGAGUACCAAUGGUGGACCUGCUGCUUCACUUGAUACCUCAUCUUGUAUUGAAGAAACGAAGUCUAAAUCAUCGCUAGCUCCUGUAUUUCCAGCAUUGGAUGUGCAAGCUGAAACUCAUCAAACAAGUAAUCAAUCUUGUUAUGCUAAAAUUCCUGAUGAAAUGUUGUCUGAUGCUACAGCACCUGUUCAAUGUGAAAAUGCUGCUGUUGCAGAAAAACAGGAGGCAGAAAUGACAUCUUCUGAGGAUGAAUUUAAUGUGGAGGAAUUUUUGAAUAAUCUCUCCCCAUCUGCAUUUGAUUUUUAUUUGGAGGAAAUGAUGUUUGAUGCUACAGCACCUAUUCAAUUUAAAAAUGACAACUUCAACUCUGAGGUUGACCAGGAUUUGGAGAAAGCCCCCAAAAUGUUCUAUCCCCAUCCACCAGAGCCAUUAGAUUGCAACCUUUCCUCCGUAUCAACUAUAACCACCACUACACCGGCUGUUUCAUCUCCUGCCGCAGCUAAAGCUUCUCUUGAAGAAGCACAGUCUAUGCUAGCACCAGCUUCAGUGUCACCAAAAUUAGGAAGUGAAGUUGACAAUUAUCCCUGGAGUUUUCGAUGUAGUCCAGCAGAAAAUUCUGCUGGAAUAACGUCUAGCAGUAUACCACCCAUUGAGGACAAUGGUUAUAACACUUGUGUUACAAAAAAUGAUGUGGUAAAAACAUCUGAUGAGGUAGAGGCAGGCUGGAAUAUGUUCCCUGUCACACCACAGCCACUAGGUUGCAACAUAUUAUCCCCAUUACACUCGCAGAUGCAAGCGGAUGACUGCCUUCGUUACAAGUCUAGCAGUCAAAAUAAUCUUGCUUUUGACAGUGAAACCCAGGAAAACAUGGUCUCUGCACAGUUUGAUCAAGAGUAUCAAGAUAUGUUGUGGCUUGAAGAUAUCAUCAAUCCAAAGGAUUCACCAGGGUUGUAAAAAUCAGGAUCAUAUCUAGGAUCUGAGGGAGGGUCUUUGGAUCAGAUCAUAGGAUCUGAUUGAAGAUCAUAAAAUUUUACAAUUAAAGAAUGUCAAUGAUUUAGAUAGAUAAUUAAUUCUUAAUAUUACUUAUAAGACAAGGCAAAAAAAGAAAAGAAAAAAAACUAUGGCUUUCUUGGGAAGUACUUAUUAAAAAAAAAAAAGUCUUUCCCGGAAAGAGUAGAAGAAUUUUAAAUACUCUUUGAAGACAGCUAAAUUAAAAAGGAUAUUAGUCUUUCUUACAAAGUUCAAAAGAAAGUUUAAUAUUCUUUAAAAACAAAGCUAAAAGUCAAAGAAUUAUUAAUAUUCUCUGAAAUCCCGCAUGUAAAAUCCCUCAUGUGAGCAACAUUCAGCCAAAGUUUUGGGAAUUUUGCUGAAAAUGGGUCAUCUUCCUUUUCGCACUUACAUUUGCAAACAUUCCCUAAAGUCUUCUCACAGUGAUUCACUCUUUUUCAACUCAAAAGAAAAAGAGACUUCUAGUCUUUUACAAACCAAAGACCCAUGGUCUUUUACAAUCAACGGCCUAUGGCCUACUUUUACAACUCAAGACAGACUUAUUGUCAUUGGAACUUGGGUUGUCACUCUCCCCCACUCUCCCACCCUACCCCCCAGAAAAAAGUCUAAAAAAGACUACCAAAUUGGGUUCCUUAUUUUAGCUCCAUGUUGAGUUUAAAGGUUUCUCUAAAAGAAACCACAUUUUGGGUUGUUAUUUUAAUAAUCCUUCUUAAAAGAAUAUAAUUAAUGUUUAAAUCAUUGACAUUUUAAAUUUGUAGAAUUGUGACAUUUAAGAUCCUGAUCAAGAUUUUAGCAACCCCAACUCCGAUACAGAGUGAAACAAGUACAGUUGUCACUUCUAUGUAUAAUGCAAUUUGUAUUUUACAUCUCUGGGAUAUCACACUCUUCUCACAUGGAGUGGAUAUCCUGGUGAUACCAAAUACCUUCUUGUGUAUGAUGUUGAUGAGCACCGGAUAGCUUUGGUCGUCUUACAAAGUGAACCUUACAAGUGCAGUACGUCAUCAUCUGCUGGUGCUGUGAACCAGUUCUAUAUGUAUAUAAUGAAUCAAGCAAUCAUUUGGAGUUAGUAUAAGGAUUUGGCAACUAAAAUAUUAGAGCAAGACUUUGUUGUUGUUAAAUCUGUAUACAAUGUGAUUUAUGUUCAGUUGUAUUGGAUAAUUGUCGUUUUCUGUAAACAUGUAAUAAAGUGUUCAACAGGAGAUUUUCUUUAA